Molecule: messenger RNA, 915 nt
Organism: Coprinopsis cinerea okayama7#130
Lineage: Eukaryota; Fungi; Basidiomycota; Agaricomycetes; Agaricales; Psathyrellaceae
Product: mitochondrial protein
Exons: 4
Coding region: 1-915 (304 amino acids)
Source: RefSeq, a predicted model, not a curated record
AUGGCUUCGGGGCUGUGUAGACGCUCGCUUCUGUCGAGCCUGACGCGAAGGGCUACCAGAACCCCACGGAACCGGCCAUUCUCGACGGGGCCUGCGCCGUCGACCUCGACGACUCCCGGACGGUCCUGGAGGACGUUCAAGACGGUGGCGGGCGCUUUGGGACUGUCUGCGGUAGCGGCGACGUUAGGCGCUAUCUACCCACCGCCGCCUAUCGCCAUUCUUUUUCCCCGCGCUGCUCCUGGACCACCGGCCGACCCACUUUCCCCAGAAUCUAUCGCCUAUACCCAAGAUUUAGAGGCUAAACUCCAGAAUCUACCGCUUUUGAACCAGUUGCGAAAUGCACCUGAUGCUGGGGAAUGGUAUGAGGCCCGUCCGUACAAGGAUUUCCCUGAAGAGCGGCGGGUAAACAACCUGACUGCUGGUGCUCUGCGCGGUCCCGGAAAGCUCGCUUUGCGCCCAAUUGUCCGGGCGAAAAAAGACGAGAGCGAGAGCAUCGUCUUUCUGCAUCUUGGACGAGGCCUUUGUGGACAUGAUGGCAUCAUCCACGGCGGUCUUCUGGCCACUCUCUUGGAUGAAACCCUUGCCAGAACUGCCAUUAUCAACCUACCCGAAAAGGUCGGCGUGACGGCAAAAUUGUCCCUCAACUAUCGUGCGCCUACGAUGGCAGACCAGUUUGUCGUCAUCAAGACGAAGUUGACGGAGAUCAAGGGUCGGAAAGCAAAGGUUUCAGGCACAGUAGAGACGCUCGACGGAACUGUUCUCGUCGAAGCGAGCGCCAUGUUCGUGCAACCACGGUACGCGAAGCUGUUGCAUAGUCCCCAGCUACUCAAGGCUAUGGGCGAGCCACCCAAGGCCGACCAACCGGUCUUGCUGGCAGACGGGGAAGAUUUGAACCCCCACCAUAAACAUAGAUAA